This is a messenger RNA of Silurus meridionalis, 1971 nucleotides long. RefSeq names its product follistatin-like 1a (gene fstl1a). Bases 124 to 1062 code for a protein of 312 amino acids. The transcript is spliced from 11 exons. Gene Ontology annotation, molecular function: protein binding; calcium ion binding. The record is from RefSeq and is a predicted model, not a curated record. Gene Ontology annotation, biological process: regulation of BMP signaling pathway; cell differentiation; multicellular organism development. Lineage: Eukaryota; Metazoa; Chordata; Actinopteri; Siluriformes; Siluridae.
GGAAGGUAGUUUGUGGUUUGGGACACAGCCUGGUUUGAGUUUUUCUCCAGCGCUCGGAGUCAAAACCCUCAAACACACAGUGGGAGACACACAGAGUUCACCAGAGACAGAAGUCUGACUACAAUGUUGAGAGGCGCAUCUUUUUUCGUUUUGCUCGCUGUGGCUGUCUGUCACGUCGAGCAGCCCAAAAGUAAAAGUAAGGUGUGUGCGAAUGUGUUUUGUGGAGCAGGACGUGAAUGUGCCGUGACAGAAAAAGGAGAGCCCACCUGCCUGUGUAUUGAGCAAUGUAAGCCCCACAAGCGUUCAGUAUGUGGGAGUAAUGGCAAGACGUACCGCAACCACUGUGAGCUUCAUCGUGAUGCCUGUUUGACUGGACUCAAGAUACAAGUGGCAUAUGACGGACACUGUGAAGAAAAAAAGACAGACAAGGUCACUGCUAGCCCAAUCGUGUGUUACCUUGCGGACCGCAAUGAACUGAGGAGCCGUGUAAUCGAGUGGCUUCAAACCGAGGUGGUUCCAGAAGGCUGGUUUAGCAAAGGCUCCAACUUCAGCGAAGUCCUGCUUAAAUAUUUCCAGAACUAUGAUAAUGGAGAUGCUCAGCUCGACUCCACUGAGUUCCUCAAGUUUAUUCAUCACAAUGAGACAGCCAUCAAUAUCACCUCAUAUGCUGAUGAGGAGAGCAACAGAUUGCUAAGGAGUCUCUGUGUGGAUGCCUUGAUAGAACUUACGGAUGAGAACGCUGACUGGAAAUUGAGUUUUGAUGAGUUUCUCAACUGCCUGAAGCCUGGCUUCAAUCCUCCUGAGAAAAAAUGUGCACUGGAGGAUGAGACUUAUGAGGAUGGAGCUGAAACACAGAUGGAGUGUAAUCGGUGUGUCUGUGCCUGUGGGAACUGGGUCUGCACUGCUGUGACCUGUGAUGCUUCCGAGAAGUUGCCUGCUUUAGAUGAAGUGGAUGAAGGGGAUAAAGAGAUGACAGAGGCAGAGUGGAUCCGCAGAGUCGCUGAGCUCAACAAACAUCAGGAAACUGUAGAGAAGAUGAAAGUGAGCACCAAGGAGGUUUAAGUACUGAAUGAUGAUGCAGAAGAGCAGAAAAGAGAAGGACAAGGGUGGAAAUGAAUAAUCUAUGACUCUUACUCAGUCCACUGUAGGGAUUUAUUUGGUUUACCACAUAAAAAUUGUGGUUUUACUUUAUAUUGAUUUAUAUCAUUGUGUUAAUUAUUUUACAUUUCAAUAUGUACUGUUUAAAUGUUAAUCUUUUGAGGAGGUCUCAUAGAGACCUAAUCUUUGUUAGAAAGAAUAUAUUUAUACCACUACUUCCACAGUGUUGGAAGUUUCUUAUUUGUUGGGAAAGUGAACACAUGGUUCUAAACACAGUACUGAUGCAUAAGCAAUAUAAUAAGAGUGAUGAUACUUGAAAAUCAAAAGCAAUCCAAAAAUCAACAAGAAACAUGUUACAUCACUGAUAAACAGCACAGAGCAUUUAAGACUAUUAUCAAUCCAUUAGAUGGGCAGUUGUGAUAGUAAAUUUGGACACACAUCGGAGAAGAUUUCAUGAAACAUAUAAAGUGCAUCAUAUUCCAUGAUUGGUUGUUCCCUAGAGUAAUUAUAAUGCAAAUAGCAUCUAUAAAUAAAAGAAAACAGCAAAGAUUGUUUAUAUAUAUAUAUAUAUAUAUAUAUAUAUAUAUAUAUAUAUAUAUAUAUAUAUAUAUAUAUAUAUAUACACUGAAUAAUGGAGCUUGAUUUAUUUGAUUUUUCCAGGAAAUGUUUCAUCAAUGGCCUUGAACUAAAUGGUGACCGUUCAGUGACAGUUCUUAUCUCUGUCUCUGAUAUAUGUACAGUUGUACAAAAAAAAAGUACCAUUCACAUAAACUCAGUGUAGUUCUUGUACACUUUGAUACACUGUCCUUAAACUGUUCAACAGCCAGCACAUUUGGCUUAGUGUCAAUAAACCGUGUACUGUAUAAGACAUUA